AUGAAAAAUAUCAAAAAUUAUAGAGUUAAUAAGGUUGCCCUAAAUCUGUAAAAUCAAGAUAAGUUCAAAAGUUUCAAUUAAUUUAUAACAUCUUUAAAAAGUAAAUAUAGUUUAUACUUAAAAGUAAUGAGCCUUCGAUCGUGUUAUUUACAAUCAUUAUUAUCAAAGAGAAAUAAGAAUCAAAACAGAGUAGCAAGAAAGUUUAGUCUCUAAGGCCACAUUUAAAAUUAAAGAUUUACUUUGUUGA
Messenger RNA from Paramecium primaurelia, 247 nucleotides. Lineage: Eukaryota; Ciliophora; Oligohymenophorea; Peniculida; Parameciidae. The record is from the annotation of a GenBank genome assembly.